ACCGAUGGAUUUUAGUGCAAGGUAGAUGUAGCAAUCGCACAGUUUACGCAUACAUCUGAUCAAAAUACUUCAGUUUGCUAACAGGUUUUAUUUUUCGUGAAAUUUUAUAAAAUCUGUGAUAUUGGUUUAGCUGAACCACAAUCAAAAGCAAAUACAAAUAGUAAAUAGCGUUUCUAUUUAAAAAUCGACCUUUUUGCAAUAAUAAAAGGUACUACGUUUUUGCAAACAAGAAAAAAAAACAAUGUAAUUCAAAUUCAAUACAACAACAAAAUUCCAAAUUAUUUUCAAGAUAAACAAUUCGGUGAUUUUGAAGCAUUUCAAAACCAAGUUCAAUUGACAGUCAUCGAAACGAUUACAUACACGAAUAUAUAAUAUCUACCGAUAAAUUUCGUAAACGUUGCACACGUAAAUAAAUUUACACAAAUGCAAAACAGGCAAUCACCAUAAUAAAGUGAGACAUUCAAACAUAUGUGAACGAUAUGAGUGUAAAUACAAACAAGUAAAUACAAAUCAAAAACCAAUAAAGUCUAGAACCAUCAAAAACAACAAAUAACCAAGACAUUUGAAAAUUUACGCAACAUAUUUUUCUUUUGUCGAUGGUCAUAUGGUGCAGAUGUUUAUGUGAAAGUGAUACAUAUAAAUAUUCAUCGAAAAGGAGAAACGCAUUCGAGUGAGUGUCGUGUGGAAGGUGGAAAUGAUGAAAUAAAAUGCUUGAUAACGUGUCCAUUUCAACACGAAAAUGACGGAAUCACGAUAUAAACAAAUACCAAUCAAUCAAAACGUGCACACAGAUCAAGAAGAUGACGGAGAAGAUGAAGAAGACCUUACUGACACUUUAGAUGAUGACACAGUAACCAUUAUACCUACAAACGAUUCAGACGAAUUUAAUUUUCCAAAAAAAAUCAACGAAAAUAAUAACAUGCAAACACCCACAGGCAUUUUAACGCUGUUAUUGAUAUAUUUCAUCUUAUCAAUUGGGCUUACGUUCUACCAAAGGAAUUUAUUGAAGGGUUUUCACUUUCCGUUCACUGUUGUUCUAUACCAUUUAUUAUUGAAGCUAGUCAUGGCGGGACUGAUAAGAUAUCUGUAUAAGUCUAUUACUGGAAAGUCUCGCGUGCAUAUCGAUUGGAAAAAGUCAUUCAAAAAAUUGGCACCAACAGGUGUGGCGGCCGGAAUAGAUAUUGGUUUCUCAAAUUGGGGUCUUGAGCUUGUAACAAUAUCACUAUAUACAAUGACCAAAUCAACGUCUAUUAUUUUCAUUUUAUUCUUUGCCAUUCUUUUUGGUCUCGAGAAAAAGAGUUGGCUGUUAAUGGUGACAGUUGUACUCAUUUCUACCGGUCUAUGCAUGUUUACUUAUAAAUCAACACAAUUCAAUACGCUUGGAUUCUUUUUUCUCAUUUUUGCAUCAAUGAUUAGCGGCAUCCGAUGGACGUUUGCACAGCUUAUAAUGCAAAAAUCAAACCUUGGAUUGCAUAAUCCAAUUGAUAUGAUAUAUUUUAUGCAGCCAUGGAUGAUUCUACCAAUAUUACCGUUAAUCAUUGGAUUUGAAGGCGAGGCUCUAUUGAAACUGGCCAAUGGUUCAGCCGAAACGGGGUCGCCCGUUAUGAUUUUAUUGGCACUUAAAGUAACAUGUGGUGCAUUUAUUGCAUUCGCUAUGGAAGUUAGCGAAUUUCUUUUACUAUCAUACACUUCGAGCUUAACGCUUUCAAUUUCUGGCAUUUUUAAGGAAAUUUUCCAAUUAGCGUUGGCCGUUGUAUUCUAUGGUGAUCAAAUCUCAACCGUAAAUAUGUUUGGAUUGGUGAUGUGCUUAAGUGGAAUAACAUGUCACAUAAUUCAUAAAUUCUUCACCACAACAAUUGUUAAAAAAAGUCCAUUAAUUUCGGUUGAUGGUGUGGCUUCAAAAUCAUGUGAACAACAACUUCAAGUAAACUAUGUGAACGGCAAUGUUAUUAAGCAAAAUGUAAAAUUAAACUAUUAUUCCAAUCAAAAUACACCGUUGCUGGACAGCGACGACAAUGAACUUUCCGGUUCCGAUGACUCACAAAAUACACAACAGAAUGCUUCAGAAGUGCUUUUUGACAUUUUAAAGCGUCGUGAUAUGCGUAGAUGAAUUAUAUUGAUGCAGAGGCAAUGCCUUACAUCAAUAAUUUCUAGGGGAACCAAUUACAUGGCGACCGAAGUGAUAAUUAAUCGAAAUUGCCGUGUUUUUUUUCUUUUUGGUUAGAUUAAGCAUAAAAAAAAUUGGUGUCCACUUAAAAAUUCCAAAUUUGACGACAAUUUCACAGAUUUUGAAGUCUGACUACUAUCGUGUAUAUAAUUCUAUUGAUAGGCAUUGGAACUCGCAUUGGAAUCUUCAAUAUUUCUAUAUACACUGUAGUUUUUGCUAAUACACUAAUUUUAAAAAUAAAAUAUUUUCAACUUUUUGAAUAACAUUUUUUAUCACUUCAGACGUUAAAACUGUCUAUCAGUUACGCAUUUAUAUUUUUUUCGGUUGAAAACAUUAUAGAUAUAUGUAUUUUGACAAAUGUCUACGUUAGGAAAUUUUUCGAUGUAAAAAUAAUCAACCAAAGUGAUUUAACCAAACUCUAGAAGAAUGUUUUACUUCUUAGAGGAUGAUAACUUUUUUUUUUUUUUGAAAUGAAACUAAUUCCAUUUUGUUUGUAAAAGAGCAGUUUAUGAAUUAUUCAGACAAAGCAUUUAACCAACACAAAAAAUCAGUAAAUUUCCUCUUAAUUUUUUUUAUUAAUUCAAGCAUUGUUUUGUUGCCAGAAAUAUCGAACAUUGAAAUUGUAUGGAAGUCCACGAAAAAUUGAGUUGGUCGCAUUGAAUGUGAAUUGAUUUAAAUAUAAAACUUGCAAAUCGAAUCGAAAAAUUUCGUGUUGAGAAAGAGCGAAGUUUCUUCCAUUUGACAUCUUGAUUCGAGAAUCUUCACUGUGAUGAUUAGUAUGUUUGUUAAAAUAUUUAGUAUGUUCCAAAUGAAAACAUAUUUUGUACAGUUCUCCGAUAAUGAAUAUUGUGAACUUUUUAUAAGUACUUCUACUUAACAUCACGAUAAAAGCAUCAUCGCUUACAUUUUUUUAAAAAUAAAUGCUUAAGUUCUCUUAAAA
Molecule: messenger RNA, 3107 nt
Organism: Contarinia nasturtii (swede midge)
Lineage: Eukaryota; Metazoa; Arthropoda; Insecta; Diptera; Cecidomyiidae
Product: solute carrier family 35 member C2
Exons: 6
Coding region: 740-2110 (456 amino acids)
Biological process (GO): UDP-glucose transmembrane transport
Cellular component (GO): endoplasmic reticulum-Golgi intermediate compartment; Golgi apparatus; cis-Golgi network
Molecular function (GO): antiporter activity
Source: RefSeq, a predicted model, not a curated record